This is a messenger RNA of Emericellopsis atlantica, 1766 nucleotides long. Its product is annotated as WD40-repeat-containing domain protein. Gene Ontology annotation, molecular function: protein binding. Lineage: Eukaryota; Fungi; Ascomycota; Sordariomycetes; Hypocreales; Bionectriaceae. The transcript has a single exon. Bases 205 to 1713 code for a protein of 502 amino acids. The record is from RefSeq and is a predicted model, not a curated record.
GACUGUUUGGACAUAUUUGAAGUCAUUCGCACCUUAAGGUUGGAGAGGACCGGCUUCUUUGCAUGUACCGGGGGUAUGCAGCUAACCUGCCUUAUCUUAUCGGCAACUUUUUUUUCCUCCCGCCAUGAGUUCAUCUGCUCAAUCGUCGCGAGGUUCCCAAGUUUAAUCCCACCCACCAAUUGAUCAGUGUCACAGAAGAUAAUCAUGGCCAAGCGUAAGAGAAACACAGCCUCCAAUGGAGAGCCCGCGUCCGAGCUUGAAGCGUCGAAAAAGACCAAGGCAGUUGACACCAAGUCAACAACCCCCAAACCCACCAGCACCACAUCGACCGAGACACUGCAAAUAGUGGUCGGCUUCUAUGACGGCGUCCUCCACGGUCUCACCGCACAGAUUCACCCUCCCACCGGGAAGCAAAAGAAACAGUCUGUCGAGUUUGCCGACACCUUCCUCCUUACCGCCCACACCAAAGCCAUCCGCUGCCUCGCCGUGUCCCCCGUCUCGAACCCGAUCCCCGGGCAAACACAAAAAGUCAUACUCGCCUCGGGAAGCAACGACUCCAAGAUCAAUCUCUACGAUCUGUCAGCCCACCCGCCCAAGGAGCAGGAUGAAGACCCCCUCAAAUUCGCUGCGCCCCGACCGAUCAAGGAGAACAAGCGAAACCGAGAGCUGGGCAACCUGGAGCACCAUGCGUCCGCCGUCACGGCGCUGGACUUUCCGACAAGGGGCAAGCUCAUGUCGGCGAGCGAGGACUCUACGGUGGCCGUGACACGGACGCGCGACUGGGCGCUGAUCGGGACCAUCAAGGCGCCCAUAGCCAAGGCCGAAGGGCGACCGAGCGGAGACACGGCGGCCCACGAUGGCACGCCGCAAGGCGUCAACGACUUUGCGGUGCACCCGAGCAUGAAGCUCAUGAUGAGCGUGAGCAAGGGCGAGAGGAAGGUCAGGCCGUGGAAUCUGAUGACGGGCAAGCGCGCCAAGGCGUUGAACUACGAGCGCGAGCUUCUGCAGCAGAUUGGCGAGGGCAAAUACACAUCAGGCGAAGGGAAAAGGGUUGCCUGGGGCCACGUCGACGGCGACGAUGAGUUUGCCGUGGGCUUUGACCGUGACGUGGUCGUCUUCCGCAUGGCGGGUGAGCCAAAGUGCAGGAUCUUGUCGUCGACAAGGACAAAGAUUCACCAAGUUCGCUACAUCUCCAUCUCAGCCGAGGGCGCGUCAGAAGCGGACGCGGACAGCUCAGAGCAUAGCCUGCUCGCCGUGUCGACGGAGGAUGGCCGCAUCAUCUUUGCAUCAACGCGCGAGGCACACCUGACUCCGAUCGAGGGUGUCAAGAACACAAUGGCGCCGGGCACGGCCCGAACAGUCUGUGAACUAGGCGGGAAAGCCGACGGCGUGACGGGACGCAUCAAGGACUUUGUGGUCCUCCAGAGCGGAAAGACGUUGUACGUGGUGGGCGGGAGCAGUGACGGACAGAUCAGGCUGUGGGCCAUUGGUGUGGAGGAACUGCGGGGUGCAUUGACUUCUCUCGCGGCAGCCGACGGCGGACAACCUUUAGGCGCGCUGAUUGGGACGUACGGCACCGAGAACAGGGUGAUGUGCAUGGCUGCGUACUUGAUGAUACCCCAUCCCGACGGAGACGAGGAGCAAGACGACUUUGAGGACUUUGAGGGUCUGGAUGCGGAGGAGGAGGAUGAUGAUGAUAGUAGCGACGAGUAGUAGAACAAGAAGCAGCAGUAUAACAGGCGCAAUAUCGAAACUCGACGUGUAAC